CAAAACGACUCAAACUGCAGCUUCCAUCCAUCCUGCUCACCACGAGAGCGUCAUCUAACACAAUCACGCCAUCUCACAGACAACCGUCAGAUACCGUCUCCUCAUAAUGAUUCUGUCGAUGAUAUUCGCCAUUCUGAUCAUUGGGGACAGCACACAUCACAAAGAGACAGAAGCACGCCUUCAGAAGAUACCAUGUUCCCCAUGCUACUGCACCACGACAACUGACGGGGAUAUCCACGCAGAUUGUUCAAACAAACAUUUACACAACAUACCAUCCUCUCUUCCUACAAAUGUCACACAUUUGAUAAUGACGAAUAACCUCUUGACCAAACCCGACUUACACCGACUCUCCCAUAUAAAACAUCUGGAUUUGUCGAAGAAUAACAUUAGCAGUUUGAAUGAUAGCCUCAAAGGUGUUGUAACAUUGCUGAGUCUAAAUCUCCACGGCAACCAACUCACUCUGGAGAAGGCCACAUACCCGAAAGGAACGUUUAAAGAUCUGGAGAAACUUGAAAUCCUCGACAUAAGUAGGAACGUAUUGGUCACGAAUUCAUUGUAUCCUGAUGACAGCUUUCGAGAUCUUGUCUCUCUGCAGACGUUGGUGGUGGAUGGACUCGAGAACUGCACCUUUGGACAAGGCUUUGCCAGAUUAAAGAACCUUACAACACUGAACAUAUCAGGCCAAAGGGGAUAUUGUUCCAUCAAUCGUUUGUUAAAUGAGUCAUUUCUCCAUACACCUCACCUUAGAAACCUAGAUAUAAGUAAAUGUAAAAUAACAGAUAUUGAUGUUGGUUCGUUUCUUCCUUUGAGAAACAUUGACACAUUAGACAUGUCCGAAAAUGAUCAACUAGGGUUUAAGACAUUUGGUGACUCUAUGUAUGGCCUUGUGAACUCGUCUUUAAGAGAACUUAUGCUGAAUCAAAUCACAAGCAGUUUUGACAUCGGUGUCCAGAUACGGAGGACUCAUUUCCGUUUCUUCACCGAAAUACAUGUAAAGGAGCUUUAUCUUGACUGCAACAGAAUUGAGUACAUAGAGGACACCGUUUUAGGUGUUUUACCUUCAGUUGAAAUCAUCUCCUUGAAGAAUAACGAUCUGCAGGUAGGAGCUUACCUGUUUGCUUCAGAUCAAUUAGUAAGUCUUCGUAAACUCUAUAUCAAUAACCCCUAUACAACAAUCGGACCUUUACCAGGAAUUGUAGUAACCAAUGGUUCAUGCGUUGACAGAGAGCAUGAUCUGAAUAAAGUUUUCAGUUUGUACACGACGACAAAUACAGACAUGAGCACUGUUCAAAGACGCCAAAGAAGAUCUUCAGUGUAUGGAAAAGAUGAAACAGUUAAACGCAAGAAUGUGUUUCACAUAAACUACAAUGGUGGUGUCAAUGAGGUGGAACUCUCACAAUUACAGAGUAAACGAUUAUCCUCAGAUCCAAAUAGAAUCAGCAAGCAACAUAAGAAAGACGAGAUUCAUUAUUCAAUGUCUGUUACAAUACCCAUUGCUCCAAAUGCAACAUUUGUUAAUGCCAGUCACAGGGAUAUCAAAGGAAUAAUUGGAAACAUUUUAUUUGGGCCGAAUAAACUGCAAACUCUUGAUUUAUCAUUCAACAUGUUAACAAAAUGGGUAGGCCCAGUUCAACAGGCUCAAAAUCUUAAAUUUCUGGAUCUUUCAAACAACUUUUGCAAAUCCAUUGCAUCAACGUUUUUGGAGCAUGCAAGUGGUCUACAAAUAUUGAAUAUAAGCGCGAAUUACCUCGCUCAGUCCGUUGAAAGUGACACAGAAGGGGAGAUAUUUAUGAAUCAACACAAUGUAGAAACAUUCAGAAUUUCUUCCAAUUUGAUUCGUCAUUUGCCCUCUUCGAUUUUUGCAAGCAUGGGUAAACUGAAAGUCCUUGAUUUGAGCUGGAAUAUGAUGAGUUCUUGGGCUGUUAACAUACAUCAAAUGAAACAUUUGUGCAUGUUAGAUUUGUCCUACAACAGAUUUGAAACUGUUCCAGUGCGUCUUCGGAAUCAGAUUGAUGCAAUUAUGAAGGAAAGGAAAGACAAAUUUCACAUCAGAAUGAAGGGCAACAACCUUAAGUGUACAUGCGAUACUUUAGAUGACUUGUGGUGGAUGUUGAAACCAUAUGUAGCAAUAGAUGACGCAUCUGAUACCAUAUGCAGCCUAUCAGAUGGAACCGAGACGUCUUUGGACAAGCUUAACAACCUUGUACUUGAUCUUCAAGAGAGAUGCAAAACUGUCAUUCCAGUGAUAUUUGGAGCAGCCACGGGACUCAUUUUGUUUCUGUCAGUGGUAGUAGGUGGCGUCAUAUAUCGCUACCGAUGGAAGCUGAGGUAUUUGUACUACACAACUAGAAGAAAGUACAGAGGUUACCAGAGACAGAUGGGUGAAGAAGAACACUUCAUAUACGACGCUUUUGUCUCAUAUGCAGAAGAGGAGAAGGAGUUUGUUGUGCAGGACAUGCAGAACAUCUUGGAGAAGAGAUUCGGCUUAAGACUCUGUAUACACCAGAGGGACUUCAUGGUUGGUGAGCCAAUCACUGCCAAUGUAGUAAACGCAAUACAGUCGAGCAGGAAGACUAUCAUCCUUUUAACUCCAAGCUUCCUUCAGAGUUCCUGGUGUGAGUAUGAGGUCCACAUGGCCAAAUUUGAGAGCAUCCACUCUGGGAGAGAUAUUUUUUGUGUAGUAUGGCUCAUUGAUGUACCUGAUACCAGAAGGAUCAGCAGAGACGUCUUAGAUGAAAUUGAGCAUGGUACCUACAUCAAAUACCCAGCAGACGAAGUGGACAGAGAAGAGUUCUGGCAGAAGAUCAAGAUACGGAGGACACAUGUCCGUUUCUUCGCCGAAAUACAUGUAAAGGAGAUUUAUCUUGACUGCAACAGAAUUGAGAAGAUAGAAGACACUGUUUUAAAUGUUUUACCUUCAGUUGAAGUCAUCUCCUUGAAAAAUAACCAUCUCCAGCUUGGAGCUUACUCAUUUGCUACAGAUCAGUUGAAUCAGAUUGAUGCAAUUAUGAAGGAAAGGAAAGACAAAUUUCACAUCAGAAUGAAGGGCACCAACCUUAAGUGUACAUGCGAUACUCUGGGUGACUUGGAGUGGAUGUUGAAACAAUAUAUAGCCAUAGAUGACGCAUCUGAUACCAAAUGCAGCCUAUCAGAUGGAACCGAGACGUCUUUGGACAAGCUUAACAACCUUGUACUUGAUCUUCAAGAGAGAUGCAAAACUGUCAUUCCAGUGAUAUUUGGAGCAGCCGCGGGACUCAUUUUGUUUCUGUCAGUGGUAGUAGGUGGCGUCAUAUAUCGCUACCGAUGGAAGCUGAGAUAUUUGUACUACACAACCAGAAGAAAGUACAGAGGUUACCAGAAACAGAUAGAUGAAGAAGAACACUUCAUAUACGACGCCUUUGUCUCAUAUGCAGAAGAGGACAGGGAGUUUGUUGUGCAGGACAUGCAGAACAUCCUGGAGAAGAGAUUUGGAUUAAGACUCUGUAUACACCAGAGGGACUUCAUGGUUGGUGAGCCAAUCACUGCCAAUGUAGUCAACGCAAUACAGUCGAGCAGGAAGACUAUCAUCCUUUUAACUCCGAGCUUCCUUGAGAGUUCCUGGUGUGAGUAUGAGGUCCACAUGGCCAAAUUUGAGAGCAUCCACUCUGGAAGAGACAUCUUUUGUGUAGUAUGGCUCAUUGAUGUACCUGAUACCAGAAGGAUCAGCAGGGAUAUCUUAGAUGAAAUUGAGCAUGGUACCUACAUCAAAUACCCAGCAGACGAAGUGGACAGAGAAGAGUUCUGGCAGAAGAUCAAGGCAGCCAUAACAUUCUGAUGCAAUCAAUAAGCAAAGAGUGUUUUUUGUUUGUAUUUGAUUUAUUUAAGAGCACUGGCUUUUUCAAAUCACCAGCAUACAAAAGUGUACCUUUGAUACAUAUUCAUUUUGGGUAGCUCAUCGAUAUGAACUAUUGCUAUGUCAAAGUCGGGAUGACUCAGAUGGAAGGUGGAAGCUGUACAUGGCGCUUACUAAUUGCAAAUGGAAUAUUUCAUAGAAAUCGAGGGAUAUUGUUUUUGCUUGUUUAUUGUUAAGUUGUUAUUCAUUGUGGAACAAUUAUAUAAUUGUAUUGCUUUGCUUUUCUUAAGAUUCUGAAGACUGUAGUUGUGUGUUGGUUACUAUAGUUACUAUAUUGGAAACGUCUUGGGCAGCCAAAAUAUUGCAACACACAAUAUGUGUGGAUUUCUGUGUUACAUCAAACAUUUCCGUGUGGCUGUGGUCUCCCGUAGUGUUUUCAGAAAGUUCUGUAAGUUCCAGAACAAACACCUCGGGAAAUGUUUGUGUGUAUGGGGGGGCACUCUUCC
Haliotis rubra (blacklip abalone) is the source of this 4338-nucleotide messenger RNA. Its product is annotated as toll-like receptor 4. Gene Ontology annotation, cellular component: membrane. The record is from RefSeq and is a predicted model, not a curated record. Gene Ontology annotation, biological process: inflammatory response; immune response; toll-like receptor signaling pathway. The transcript has 4 exons. NCBI's taxonomy places the organism in Eukaryota, Metazoa, Mollusca, Gastropoda, Lepetellida, Haliotidae. Gene Ontology annotation, molecular function: transmembrane signaling receptor activity; protein binding. Bases 107 to 3814 code for a protein of 1235 amino acids.